This is a messenger RNA of Acanthosepion pharaonis, 1146 nucleotides long. NCBI's taxonomy places the organism in Eukaryota, Metazoa, Mollusca, Cephalopoda, Sepiida, Sepiidae. The record is from the annotation of a GenBank genome assembly.
AUGACGGCGGCAACAACAACAACAGCAGGAGCAACAUCUGAAAUAUUUUCAAAAAACACACGUGUUCAUUUUACGCAGAAGAAGAUCAUGGGAGGUAAUGAUGUCGGCAAGAAACGAUCACGGGCCUAUUACAAGAAAUGCAUGCACAAGAAACGUAAAAAAUGGAACUCAAUGGAUGUUGGAAUGCAAGGCUUUUUGGUAACAUGUAACAACAAUGAGAGCCAGGCUGUAAAGGAAAUGUACAAUCUAUUUAACGAAUACGCUGAUAAACUUUAUGGACCAGAACAGUGUCAUGGUUUAAAGAAGAAAACACUACAAGAUAAUGAGGGGAAACUUGAAAAUACUGCAGAAGAUGAUGAUGAUGACGACGACGAUGGUGAUGAUGAAGAAGAAGAAGACAUUGAAAAGGCACUGAAAAAAGAGGUGAAUGCAUUGAAACAGACUGUUCCUGCAGAACGCCGAUUCCAACAGUUAGACAGUGGUGCCAAAAACUGUCUUUUUAUUAAGACCACUCUAUCCAACCCAUGUGAACUGAUCCAUGCCAUCUUGAAAGAUAUAUAUGAGACGCAGGUGCAGAAAUCACGUUUCGCUCUUCGUGUGAUCCCAAUCCAAACAAUUUGCCGGGCUAAUUUGACAGACAUUAAUAAUUCGGCUGAGGAUCUUUUUGAGCCUUUCUUCAGAACCACUUAUGGUACUAUGCUGACUUAUGGCAUUUCAUUCAAAGCAAGAAUGACCAGCAAAGUAUCUAGGGAUGAAGUCAUUGAUUCUCUCUGUCAAAUCAUAGGAGAAAUGAAUCCCUUGAACAAGGUAAAUUACAGUAAUCCAGAUUUGAUCGUCCUAGUCGAAGUGCUGCGGGGAUUUUGUUGCCUCAGUGUGGUAAAAGAUUUCAAUAAAUUCCGCAAAUAUAAUUUGCAAGAAACUGCUCGGGCUCAGCAGACUGAAUCACGGCUGGCUGCAAGCAGCAGCAAGACAGAUCCGCUGGACAAUAAUAAACCUUCUACUCCAACAACAAACUCUACUUCCACAGCUGUAGUGGACGCUGCUUCAACAGAAAAAGAAGGAACUGCUGCCACAACUGCAGCAGAAACUACUUCCACAGUUGCAGUGGACACUACAGCAGUGGAGGAAAUGGCUUCUAGUGUCUGA